This is a messenger RNA of Sphaeroforma arctica JP610, 1723 nucleotides long. RefSeq lists its product as hypothetical. Bases 89 to 1723 code for a protein of 544 amino acids. NCBI's taxonomy places the organism in Eukaryota, Ichthyosporea, Ichthyophonida. The transcript has a single exon. The record is from RefSeq and is a predicted model, not a curated record.
GAAUAGUAGUAUACAUUGUACAUACUUCAACAAAGCGUGAAAACCAAUUCUGAGAUAGACUAUCAAGGCAUAUAUUGGUGCAUUUACCAUGCUAAACGACAGUGCACGGUUAGUUUUCACGGAAGACACCAUCAAAUGUCCCAUCUGCCUGAGUGUGCCAACAGCACCAGUGCAGAUUGGAUGCUGUCCCGCUGUGUUUUGCAAAAUACACAUCCUCACUUGGUUAAAGACACACCAAACAUGCCCCAGUUGUCGGCGAGAGCGUCAAGAAGCAACGAUAGUAGAAAAGUCUGAGUGCACACUACGCGUGGCUAAUAUGUCCGCUAAAUGUGUGAAGUGUGGAUUAGCAGGCACCAUGAAGGAACUAACGGAUACUCAUUCGGAAGCUGUGUGUAUGGCCGCGGUGCGCUCAACGACCCCGAUGCGAUUGCUGUGUAAAUACAAGCUACUCAAUGUAGGAGAUGUGGUUGAUGUGUUCUUUUCGUACGGAGAAUGGAGCUAUUAUGUGGAAAGGUUGAACGAGACAGUAAUUAAACACAUUCCCAGCAACUAUUUGGAGGCAUGCACAGUUCCAUUAGAACGUGAGCUCACUCUGCGCGAAAUGAAUGAGUGCGUCGCUUCUUGUCCUGAGAUCGAUCCACUGUUAAAAACUUGGUUUGAGGACCGUGUAGGCUGGGUGGACAAGCUGCAUAAGCUAGUGGCUCAUAAAGACUUUCCUAGUCGCAGGCUGGUUGUGGACGGUAAAGAGCUGGAUGUCGUGGAAAUUAUCAAGAUGAACAUGUUUGUGUUUAAGACCGAUUCACAGGUAUUACAGACAUGCUUCAGCGCUGCGGCGGGCUGUCUUGACGACGGUGGGUUAAGAGCAAGUUUAACAUGCUGUAUGAGUAUGUACAUAUCGAUCAGGGAUGCCAUGCGUAAGUUUCCCAACCGAUCAGCCCUGCAGAAGGGAGCGCUGAUGUUGUUGCAAAAGAUGAGCGAUAGGAUACUUACCACCGGGCCUCACUAUCUGACUGAGUGCGAUGUGCUGGUAACUGUGGUAGAUGCAAUGCAGCGUUUCCCAUAUAUUCGUGAAAUCCAGCUACACUCGUGCUAUAUAAUGAUCAAUGCCGUUAUGGGCAGGUCAGUGUCUGCAACCAUACUGAUAGACGACAUGGAAAUCCAAGAACAUAUCCAAACCCUAUUAGAGCGGUCAUCCUUAUGGCCUGAUGUACUGUUAGGGGUAUGCACUUUGGUGUCAGACCUGUGCGAGUUGCGCAAAGAGUUUGUUGAUGCAAUGCAUAUUGCGCUCAACCCGUUCCACAUUUUGAGAGCAUCCAAGCAAUUCAGAUCUCCAAGGGAAUAUCUGGCAGGGAUUCAUGCGUUCCUGGUGCUAAGCAACACCAGUGAGGAGUUGGAAGACUGGGCUGGUGAUGAGACUCCCGAUACUUCAGUAAUCACUGCGGCUGCACUCUAUCCCGACUAUGCCGAUUUGCAAAUUGUGGCAUUUGAAGCGAUCAAAGCGCUGUGCAAUUUCAAUUCGGAAGGACUCGCAGGUUUCUCGAAGGAGGCCUUGUUGGCCCAUAUCAAAAGACUUGAGGUACAUCACCAGGACAAUGACCAACUUAUGGACCUGGUAGAUGACGUCCGAGACCUUGCAAGGGAAGCGCCGGCCUCACGCAAAAGAAAAAUCACGAAGGUGGGCAGUGAAAGUGAAUGCACCACCAGCCAUAAGCACGCUAAGUGA